AUGUCCCUUUCACCACUUGAGAAGGCUGCCUCUGGCGCCAUGGCCUCGGUUAUUGCCAACACGUUGGUUUACCCUUUGGAUUUGAGUAAAACCAUUAUUCAAACACAGGUGAAGAAGCACGAGAAGAAGAAGCCCGGUGAAGAGACCGACACGGGCUUUAGCAGUGGCACUACGUCCGCUGGUGAAGACUCUGUGUUUAGACAAAAGGCCAACAACAACGGGCUCAAGUAUAAGAACACUGCGGAUGUGUUGAAGAAGAUCUACGAGAAGAAGGGUAUUUUGGGUUGGUACCACGGUCUUCUUUCGUCCAUUUUGGGCACUGCUGCUCAGAACUUUUCCUACUUUUACUGGUACUCGGUGGUGAAGAGACUCUAUGGUCAAUUGACCAAGAAGUCUGCUAACGCCAAGCACUCCACGCCUACCGAGUUGUUUUUGGGUGCUUUGGCUGCUGCAAUCUCCCAGCUCUUCACUAUGCCAAUUGGUGUGAUUACCACCCAGCAGCAGACCGAUAAGCACCACCGUACUUUGUUCCAAUUGGCCAAGGAGAUUUAUGUCAAUGACGGUGUGGUUGGCUUCUGGAGAGGCUUGAGUGUGUCGUUGGUGUUGUGUAUCAACCCAAGUAUAACCUACGGUUCCUACGAGAGAUUGAAGCAGGUGCUUUUCAACAACAAACAGUUCUUGGGCCCAUUGGAGUCGUUCAGUUUGGGUAUGUUGGCCAAGUCCAUGGCCACCCUUGCCACGCAACCACUCAUUGUCUCCAAGGCCAUGCUUCAGAAGAACCUGCGUAAGGCUCCAGAGGGCAAGAACGCCAAUGGUAAAUUCAACAUCCAGAAGCCUGAAGAAGAGGAAGAAGUCAAGUUUGACAGUUUCAUCCAGGCCUUGGCCCACUUGUGGAACACAGAGAAGCUCAGAGGCUUGUACAAGGGUGUGGCGCCACAGUUGAUCAAGGGUGUCAUUGUGCAAGGUUUGUUGUUUAUGUUCAAGGACCAGCUUGACAUGCUCUUCUUGUUGCUCUUGAAGGCCCUCAAGUCUAGAAAGGCCAAGAUCUUGGCCAAAGCUGCUCUCAAAUAA
This is a messenger RNA of Candidozyma haemuli, 1071 nucleotides long. RefSeq names its product Ant1p (gene ANT1). The record is from RefSeq and is a predicted model, not a curated record. Bases 1 to 1071 code for a protein of 356 amino acids. The transcript has a single exon. NCBI's taxonomy places the organism in Eukaryota, Fungi, Ascomycota, Pichiomycetes, Serinales, Metschnikowiaceae.